Dendronephthya gigantea is the source of this 2623-nucleotide messenger RNA. Its product is annotated as polycystic kidney disease protein 1-like 2. Gene Ontology annotation, biological process: detection of mechanical stimulus. Bases 100 to 2109 code for a protein of 669 amino acids. Gene Ontology annotation, molecular function: calcium channel activity; protein binding. Gene Ontology annotation, cellular component: membrane. The record is from RefSeq and is a predicted model, not a curated record. The transcript is spliced from 3 exons. NCBI's taxonomy places the organism in Eukaryota, Metazoa, Cnidaria, Anthozoa, Malacalcyonacea, Nephtheidae.
CAAUACAUACCUGUUGACAAAAACCUUGUACGAAACUUUUGAAGUACUGGAUGCAUUUGGUUGGAUUUAUCUACGAUCUCAGAUGUAGAUUCCCUGUGGAUGUGGUCACGAGAGACACUCAUUCCCGGACUGUAUUCAACAGAGUGGUACAAUGGCCGGAAGAUUAAAGAAGGUUGGAUUGCUAACAACGAGGAUUAUCUCGUGGGCGUCCCGAGAAUACGAUUACUUCGUGUGGAAGAAGAUACAUGCCCCGUUUCCAGUUAUUUUGAGGACAUCAUUCCACAUUGUUACGAUGGCUAUUCCGUUGGUGAUGAAGACGGUGUUACCUAUGGAGUCGGAUGGAAACCUUUGCACCGUGGAAAUUCCAGAAAGCGGCGAGAUAUCAGGGGACCGGAGACCGAAAAAGAAUGGAUAGAACUCCUAGCUGAAAGUGAACAGAAUGCGCCGGUCAGACACAAGAGAGCUCUUGAUCCCAUCAUGGGAGGACUGAGUGGGAAGAAAAGAAGGAAAAAGAAGCGGUUAUUGGCAAGCACAAAACCGAAAGUUUAUGUUGUCAACGACAAUGCAUUAUUGCCAGAUGGUACAGUUUUGUCCUGCCUCGAGAGAUGGCGUCAUCAGAGCAUGGUGGAGCUACGAGGGUUCCCUUACUGGGGCACCCUGACCAUGUACAGUGGUAGCGGUUACGUAGCAAACCUUGGUUAUAAUCCUAUCACAGCCUACACUGUGGUCGCAGACUUGCAUUCGAACGGUUGGUUUGACAUUCAGACCCGAGCUGUUUUGGUGGAGUUCACCGUAUACAACGCGAAUACGAACCUCUUCGGGAUCCUUACCUAUUUCAUUGAACACGGACCUUCAUCCGCGACUGUGGUUAGAUCCGACUAUCAGGCAGCCCGGUUUUAUCUUCAUUUGAACGGCGGGCAAACACUAGCUCAUGUUUUGGUCAUAUUCUUUAUGCUCUACUUUCUUUACAGAGAAGGAAAGCUUGUCUAUAAGCAACGAUUGGCGUACUUCAAAGGUUUCUGGAAUUGGGUCGAGGUAAUUCUAAUCGUCUCUGAAUUUUCACUUAUCGUUCUGUUCCUUGCACGUUUGUACGAAGUCGACCGAAACAUUCAUCAGCUCCGAGAGAAUCCGAACGAUUACGUUGGUUUCCAACACGCCGCGAAUGCUGACGCGUUGAUGACCUACGUGAUUGGAAUCCUUGUGUUUUUCUACAUAUUGCGUUUCCUACGGCUGCUACGAUUCAACAAGAACUUCCUCGCGAUUGGUAAAACAUUGUCGAGAAUAAGCUCUCCAAUCCUGAGUUUCUGCCUACCAUUUAUCUCCGGAUUCUUCGCAUUUGCAAUGCUGGCUUUCACGAUGUUCGGCACUGAACUUGAGGAAUAUAGUUCCUUUGUAAGAACUUUAGUCACUCAAUUCAGUAUAACGUUAGGAGACUUCGAUUUCGAGGCGAUCUUUAUGGUCAAUCCAACAAUUGCAACACUCUACUUUUUCUCGUUUAUUGGAUUGAAUGUGAUGGUGUUAAUGAACAUGUUCAUCGCCAUUAUCAACGAUUCCUAUGCCGAAAUACAAGAGGAAACUAGCGAGAUUGAAAACGAACUGGAGAUAAUCGAAUACGUAACAACAAACGUGACUGGGAUUUUCAACAGCAAAUUUUCCCGUGGUAAGGUUGCUCCAGAAAAAAAGAAGAGGAAGAGAAAGAAAAAAAAGAAAUUGCCUGCCUUUGAAGAGUUCUCAAACGAGCUUGAUGAACGCGGAAGGAAAUUGGACAUUCUUGUGUUUGUCUGUGAAAAGAGCAUGGAAGAAGAUGAGUUGGAAGAAAGGAAAUUCUGUACAGUACCAGAGGACAAGAAGCAAGAUAUGUUCUUCAGAUUGCUGUGUUUUAUGGAAAAUAUAGAUGAUGAAGAGGAUGAUGAAUAUUGUGAUUGGGAUGAUGAAUCACGUGAUUGGGAUGAUGAAUCACGUGAUUAUGAUGACGAAUCACGUGAUUGUGAUGUUGAAUCACGUGAUUGUGAUGAUGAAUCACGUGAUUAUGAUAGCGAGAGGUAUAGUGGUGAAGAAUCCCGUGAUACGUCUGCCGAAGAACAAGCUCCAGGCGGUCAUGAUGAAUAAAUAAAGAAAGGAUUAAAAAUAGUUUUAUAAGUGGAAUGCGUACAAUAAUCAAUAUGAAUUGCAUUUUAAGACGAAAAAUGACCAGAAAUUAGCACUUAAUUCACGUCUUAUAUACAAAGCGGCUGGCCAGAUUUAGAAUCAGCCGUGAUAUUUUUCGUGCCCCUGACUAGUGCCUAAAUACGCACAGUACCCAGAACACGCAGCUCAAGACAAUGGGCCACUGUCAGUUCCGCGCGAUGUGGAUGGCUGCAAACUUAUAAUUGCUUUUUCUUAGGUUGGAACAUUUUAGCGAGGCUUAACGAUAGUUUUUUCUCAUCUGUACUUAUAUUAUAGAUCAGUGCUAACCGCCAUUCAACCGUGACGAGCUUCGAACAGACCAUCGUUGGUCCAGAAACUAUCGUUUUGUUAUAAGCUAUAUACUAUUUAUUUAUUUUAUUAACAAUGUUUAAGCAUGUGCACGUCAAAGGCAAUGGCAACAGCCACACAUAUCAUGCAAUAUAUGGUCUCAUUAAAG